AUGGCGAAAGUGAGUCCGUUUCUUUUUCCUUCUUUUUUUUUCACGUUGGAGGCGAUUUCUCUCAAAUGAAAGUCGCCCUUAGGCUAGGUGUGAUACAAUUCUUAGACCAAUAGAACCGAUUUCCCCACAGCAAUAGUUAAAGAAUCAUAAUUUUAAAUGUUUACUUUUUUUUCUCUUGAAAAUUCAUUUUUCGAGUUUUAACCUGAAUCAUUCAAUAGCUUUUCAUUAUUGUCAUCGGAAAAUAAUCUAACACAAGGGUUUGGUUUUAUUACAAAAAGCUGAUAGGUAUUCACAAGAUUUUUAGUGAACUCGGAAAGCAGUUUGAUACUGCUGUCUAGGUAUUAUUUAAAAAUCAAAGUAAAGUCCUGCAAAAUUUUUUAAUCAAAUCUAAAUUUUGUGAGGGAUUUCUGAAAAAAACCCCUCAGCAUCUCUUGAACUUUUUCGGCUGACUAGUGUAAUGGAUUCUUUCAAGUUUUGAUGGUUCUUCGAAGUUUGUUUUUUUUUAAGGGGGGUCCCCCUGCCUUUCUCAAUAACUCUUCGAAUACCUCAUCGGCUCUACUGUACUUUUGCAGGUUCUCCUGCUGACCCUGUUCGCGACCAACGCCUUGGCCUGCCUCCCAGGCUUCGGCGGCGGCGGCGGCGGCUGCUGUCCUCCCGCUCAGCCGUCCUGCGGCAACCCCUGCGGCGGUGGCGCCGGGUAAUUCAAUAUUGCCUAAAUAUGUCACUAAUUGUUUACAGAAGAGAGAAAAAGACUUAGGGGGAGAAGGAGGGGAAUAGAGUUGAUUUCGAAAGACGAGGGAUGCAACCGUAUUGUUUUCAAUAAUAAAUUAGCUUAUAAGUCAGCCUCCAGUCAGUUAACCGAUUUUCAUCGCUUUCAAAAAAAAAUCUAUCCGAUAUUUAUGUCCUUUUGAAAUUAAUGAAGCCUUUUUACCACGAAGUUUCGAAAUUUAUCUCCCUCGCCUUGGAGACGUACUUGUUAAUCAACAUGGAAUAUUUACAAUUAUUUUUUGGUUUGAUAUGAGAAACCUAUUAAUUGAAGAAAAAAACAACAGUGAUCCGAAAAAAAUUUCUCAUUCUGAGAUUGAUUUUUUUCGAGUUCGAAAAUGUUCAAUAAUCCAUUUAUUGAAUUUAUUUAUUUAAAUAAGUUGGAACUAAUUCACAACUCUUGCUUGAAAUUCAACAUAAGGAAGAAAAAAAACUCCCCCGUUUCUUUCCAUUUUCUCGAUUCCCAAUAAUUAUGUUCAAUAAAUCCGAAAAGAAAGCUCAAAUUAUCCUUUUUUUCCCUCUCCCAAGUCGGAGACCAGUUUGCAGAAUUGUAUAGGGUAAUGUAGAUAUUUUGCUUUUUGCAGUAAAUUUUAGAAAAUCAAGUUAUUUUUUGGAUUUUUUUGAUAUUAUGCAUAACUUUAAACUUCCUUGAAUUUGAACGGCAGUGUUAUUGAUGUUAUGAAAAAGUGUGCCGGAACCAGAAACCCAUUUUUUUUGUCGUGAUAAGAUGAUUGCGCAAUGUCUGGUCAGAUGAAGAAACAGGUAUCAGUAAUUGAAUGACGAAAUUUUCGCACUUAAAACCUGUUUUACGCUUGAGUGAUCGAAAAGAUCAGAGAUGGCUUUUAAAAGGAAAAUCGAAUGAAAGAAGUUUAAAAAAGGCUUUUCAUUUUCUCAAGGUAGAACCUGAAAAUUGGAGUCAACUGAAUUUGGUUAUUUUUCAGAAAACGGCUUUGGCAUCUUCAACUUAGCUCAAAAAGUUUUUGACAAGUUCAAAAAAUUUUUGGAAAAUUCGUAGAGAGAAGAAAGUCAAGUUAGCUUCUUCUAUUUUGGUUCGUUACUUGAAAUUUCAAAAAGUCCGAUGAAUCAAUCUGAUUUUUCUUCCUUAUCUCGGUCGGCCUAGGAAAAGCUUAAUGGCUCACGGUUCUAUUGUUCUGAAAUGCCUAUCCACUUCAAAGCGCAAUAAAAACUUUUAGCCUCAAAAACUCGUUCCAAGUGAAACUGAAAACUGUCGACAAAAAACGCGUUUCUUCAUUUGGCCGCAAAAAUUGAUAAAGAUCAGUAUUGCGCGGUUUUACGCAAGGUGUUGUCUUGAAGAACCUGUUCACUCCUAGCCACCAGUAUGACGCAACCACAAAAUGGCCGAAAAAAGAGGAAAAAACUUGCAGCUACGCCGCGCCGGCAGCCGCCUACCCAAGGGCACCUGUUGGUUACGCUGCUCCUCCUCCACCACCGCCGCCAGCCUUCCCACAAGGUGGAUACGCCGCUCCAGCUGCUCAAGGAGGCUUUGCCGACGCCGGUCUUGGAGGCGGUCUUUCUCAAGGUGGAUACGCUAGCGCUGGUCAAGCCGGUGGAUAUGCGGGAGCUGGUCCAGUAGGAGGAAGCUUUGCUGGAGCUGGUCCAGUUGGAGGAAGUUACGCCGGAGCUGGACAAGCUGUCAACGAAGGAAGCUACGCUGGAGCCAACCAAGCUGUAAAUGGAGGAGGAAGCUACGCUGGAGCUGGACCAGUCGAAGGAAGUUACGCUGGAGCUGGACAAGCCGUCAACGGAGGCAGCUAUGCCGGAGCCAACCAAGCCAUUAACGAAGGAAGUUACGCCGGAGCAAACCAAGCUGUCAGCGGAGGAAAUUACGCUGGAGCUUCUGCUCAAGGACAAGGCUAUGCUGGAGCUCCAGUCCAAGUGAACCCAGUCCAAGGAUACUCGAACAAUGGUCAGCCUGGUUAUGCUGGCGCUGGAGCUCCAGUUCAGGUGAACCCGGUUCAAGGUUACUCGAACAAUGCUCAGCCCGGCUACGCUGGCGCUGGAGGCAGCUACUCCCAGGGAUCGCAGUCCGUUGUCACUGGACAACAGUCCUACAACAAUCAAGGAGGGAACAUCGCUGCGCCGUCUGGUGCCACCUACAGCCAAGGAGAAAUCUCGACUGGAUCCGUCCACGAAGAGGUGAAGACAGAGACGGAUGCUGGAACGUCGGCUGGAAACUCUGCCGGUGGAUACGGAGCUGAAGCGACAAACGAAGAGAACAAUGCUGCCGCCGGCGGUCAAGAAUCUUCUUACGGAGAGGAGAAGGGAGCCGAGACUGAGAACAAGGCUGAAGAUCACUUCGAGGAGUCUGAAACUGAAAACGUCACCGAGGCUGGAGCAACGCACGAGAAGAACGAGGAGUCUGAGACCGAGUCAGAAGCCGGAAACGAGACUGAGACUGAAGCCGCCCCAGCUCCGGCUUCUGAGACUAAAUACGAAGAGACUAAGGAAGAGGAAGCCACCACCGCUGCUGCGCCAACUGAGGUCGAGUACGCCAUCACUCAGGCUCCAGCUCCAGCCCCGGCUCCAGCUCCAGCUCCAGCCCCGGCUCCAGCCCCGGCUCCAGCUCCAGCUCCAGCUCCUGUUGAGACGGUCCAGGAGGUCACUGAGGAAAGCGAAGAAGACAACACUGCUCCAGCGCCUGCUCCAGUUCCGGCUCCAGCCUACAAGGUUAGAAAUUUGUUGGCGACUUCGAAAAUAAACGAGACAAAUUUAGGAAACCAAGCCAGGAUACGAACAGACUGCUCCUGCAGCUGCCACCAAGGAGGAGACGUACGAUGACAACGAGCCCGCCGGCGAAAACUACGAACAGGUUAAACCUUCAAAACCUUGACAAAGAAAAGACGUGUCGGAAGCAAUCUCGUGCUCGGUUAUUUCUUUUUGAUGAAACAAAAUAUAAAAAGAUAAUGAUUCGCAAGAGAAACAUGAGCUUUUGUAGCCAUAUAUUCUUGUAAAAAUGUUUUUUAAAGGGCACAAAACUUGACUUUUAGUUUCGUAGACCAGAUAAUCAAAAGGUUGUCCGGCCUCAUUCUUGUCUUCUGCAGGUCGAAGCCACGACGAAAGCCGCGGACGGAUACCGACGAGUCUAA
Caenorhabditis auriculariae is the source of this 3872-nucleotide messenger RNA. The record is from the annotation of a GenBank genome assembly. NCBI's taxonomy places the organism in Eukaryota, Metazoa, Nematoda, Chromadorea, Rhabditida, Rhabditidae.